AUGCCUAGACGUAAAAGAGGAAGACAACCUAUGGGCUCACCAUCACACACUUCUGCUCAAAAACAAAAGGGCUCGCCUUCCCCUGAGCCAGAAGUUAUUUCCAGUACGCGUUCUUCUAGUAGAAAGAGAGGAAGAGCCAGUUAUCCAUCUACACCAGAAGAGACUACAGACACAGCCAAACGCAGACGGGAACAGAGUCCCACCAACAAAUCAGAUGAAGAGUAUGAAUCUGAUAUUGAUAGCACAGGAGAAACCAAAGUGGAUGCCAGUGGCAACUUACUUGGAGGUCGAGAAUAUAAAGUACCUACAUUUACAUUACCUGAACAUGGAGAUCAGUUACUCAUGUUGGCUAUGGAACCUACAAAGGCUCUUGGUUAUCGUGAUAGUUAUCUGUUCUUUCAUAAACAUCCCUCACUUAAGCGUGUGCGUAUCACAGAAGAAGAAAAAAAGGCAUUGGUCGAUAUGGGCAUGUUGGUGACUUGGUUCAAACAUCGCGAUGUAGCUGUCGUUACUGCUCGUUCUGUCUUCAAGUGCUUUGGACACAAAAUUAUCAAACGAGGCAAACGUAUCAAGGACGAUUAUUAUGAAACUGAACAUGAAGAACGACCUAGUAAAUACCGUAAAUCAGCUAACGACAUCAGUGAUAUAGAUACACCUGUACAAGAUACACCUAUGGAAGAUGUACAUCGUAAAUCGCUUAUUACUAGAACAGUCAAGUCAGAAGGAUAUGCUUCAGAGGCACCUAUGAAUCACCAAACAUGGAUGCAUCAUGCUGCAUUAGCAGCAAGAGGAUUUAAUGCUCAAUUGCAUGAACGAAGGGCAGCUAAACCAACAUUUUACGAUAUUCACUCGAAUGUAAACCAAGUUCCUUCUGCACUGCAGCCACAAUCAUGUACGUUUGAAAUGGUCAAGGCAGACACACCACAGGUUGAAUUUAAACCAGCCAGUCAAUCUCGUUUCCAUGGUAUUGGCCGAGAAUUGUUAGACUCCGCAAACCAACCCGAGAUAAAGCAAAUGGAUGAGGAUAGUCAAUUUCCUUUGGCUUUGAUGGAAGGACAAUUUCAAGCGAAUUUCCCUCUUCAUCAAGCCAGAUUUAAUUAUCCUGUGCCUAAAAUACCUGAUCCUUCCAACUUGAUUGACACUGCACAAUCAUUGGCUGCUCAACAGUAUUAUUUAGGCCUUGUCUAUCAAUCUGUAAAUCAAUACACACCCGAACAACAACAACAACAACAACAACAACAACAACAACAAAGACAGUCUAUUAACAAAAGACCACCACAACCACAAUAUCAACCUAUCAAAUUACCGCCACCAGAACCCAUUGUGUGUGGUGUUCCCUUGGGUGGUAAUCAAGUCUGUAAAAGACCAGUGAUUCGAGUAGGCGAACGAUGUUCAAUCCAUAUGGUAUCCAAACCAAUGUCUGAUUUUGCUAAAGGACCACCUCCUAACAUUGCUUAUUCAGACAACAAAUGUGCUGAUUGUCAUGAACUCAAAGCGGCUGAUAACCUGUUUAGUUCAGCAGAAGAACAUAUCACAGACGAUUUUGCUGUUGUCAAAUGUGCCAAAUGUACACGAAAAUACCACCCUAUCUGUGCUAAUCUGACAACACCACGUCAAAUUGCUGCUGUUGAGAGUUAUCCAUGGUCUUGCCCUGAAUGCAAAAUAUGCUGUGUUUGUAAAAGUGCUGGUGAUGAAUCCACCUUGAUGAUCUGUGAUGGCUGUGAUCGUGGUUGGCAUACAGGUUGCUGUAAUCCCCGCGUAGAGCAUGUGCCUGAAGGAUCAUGGCUCUGUCCACUCUGUGCGAAUUGCCAUGGCUGUGAUGAACAUGGUAUGGCUGCUGAAUCACAAUAUACACACGCCAUUGCACCCCCAAGCGAUCGAUACAAAUACCCCGUCUAUUUAGCUACGUACUGUAACAAAUGCAUUGAGCAUUUCAAUGGAGAUCGAUUCUGCCCUGUCUGUCUCAAGACAUAUGCUGAAGAAGAGAACGAUGACGAAGACAAUGAAAUGGUAGCCUGUGAUACAUGUGAUCAUUGGGUUCAUACACGCUGUGAUGAAAUAUUAACACCUGAGAAAUAUCAAUUGUUAUGUGAUGAAGAAGAAGCCAAAUAUUCAUGUCCUAUGUGUGAAGAUAGAUACAAACGAUUGAUAGACACAAGUACAGCGGAUUUAGCACUGAAGGGGUUGUCUGCACCCAGUGGAUUUUGUAUAGGCUUAUUAGGAGGAAAAGUAAGUCAUCCCAAGUGA
This is a messenger RNA of Gilbertella persicaria, 2247 nucleotides long. Its product is annotated as chromatin remodelling complex Rsc7/Swp82 subunit-domain-containing protein. The coding region runs from base 1 to 2247 and encodes 748 amino acids. The transcript is spliced from 3 exons. The record is from RefSeq and is a predicted model, not a curated record. NCBI's taxonomy places the organism in Eukaryota, Fungi, Mucoromycota, Mucoromycetes, Mucorales, Choanephoraceae.